AGUUGGAAGCUUCCUAUGGAUAUUUAUACCACCCUUUAGUAUUAUCUGACUCCCAAUAAACUCAUUUACCAACUUGCAUUAUUAUUGUAUGGCUUUGGUUUGUUCACACGAUGCCUUGGUGGGAUUUGCGAUCACUUUCCUGUUUCGGGAUCGUUCGGGAUGUAUUGCGCAAGAGGUCCAAGAUUUCUGUGGUUACUAGUGAUUGGUUUCCUCCCAGUGACUUUCCUUUGAUAGAACACAAGAACGAAGAGGAAAGAAUGAGGGAAGUCCAGCUUGGUUCACAUACUGUAAGGUCCCAUGGUGUCACAGUUGCAAGGACGCACAUGCAUGACUGGUUGAUACUUGUGCUUCUUGGGGUGAUUUUGAUCAUCCUUUCCAGAAUCCAUCCAUUUUAUCGCUUUGUUGGGAAGGAUAUGAUGACUGACCUCAAAUAUCCUUUAAAAAGUAAUACAGUGCCUAUUUGGGCAGUUCCUAUUUAUUCACUCCUGUUGCCAAUUGCGAUUUUUCUUGUCGUCUAUUUCCGUAGGAGAGAUGUCUAUGACCUUCAUCAUGCCAUACUAGGUCUCUUAUACACUACUCUUAUCACAGCCGUUAUUACAGAUGCUAUAAAAAAUGCUGUUGGUCGACCUCGGCCUGACUUCUUUUGGCGUUGUUUUCCUGAUGGAAAGGAUGUUUAUGAUACAUUGGGAAAUGUUGUAUGCCAUGGUGUCAAAAGUGUCAUAAAGGAAGGACAUAAGAGUUUUCCUAGUGGUCAUACUUCAUGGUCCUUUGCUGGUCUAGGUUUUCUAUCGCUGUAUUUAUCUGGAAAAAUAAAAGUGUUUGACCGCAGAGGCCAUGUUGCAAAAUUAUGCGUUGUUUUUCUUCCUCUACUUGCUGCAUCACUUGUUGGCAUUUCACGAGUGGAUGACUACUGGCACCACUGGCAAGAUGUGUUUGCAGGAGGUCUCCUAGGGCUCACGGUGGCUACGUUUUGCUAUUUGCAGUUCUUCGCACCACCAUAUCAUCCUGAAGGCUGGGGGCCUCACGCUUACUUCCAGGUGUUGGAGGAGUCACGGGCAAGUACACAAGCAGCCAAUGCGGUGAAUGCGAGCAGUGUGCAGGCCAUGGAGCCUGAGGUUGAAGACAAACAAGAUGAAAGAAGCAUCCAUGGGUGUUUGGGUAUAACAAUAGCUCCUAAUUCUUCUGGUUCAACAUUGGAAGACAUGGAAUCUGGGAGGGGAUGAUCUGUACCUACCCUACAUCAGGCAUAUGUAUAUCCAUUUGUGAACUAUACCCUAUGUUCCCGUUUUUCUUUUUGAAGAAAAUUUUGGAGCCUGUUCGAAAGCAAACCACAAUAUGACUGAUUCUAUAAAGAAGCAAAAUCACAAGAAUUUGGUGUUUUUUCCCUUAAA
Molecule: messenger RNA, 1391 nt
Organism: Alnus glutinosa
Lineage: Eukaryota; Viridiplantae; Streptophyta; Magnoliopsida; Fagales; Betulaceae
Product: putative lipid phosphate phosphatase 3, chloroplastic
Exons: 9
Coding region: 111-1223 (370 amino acids)
Biological process (GO): phospholipid metabolic process
Molecular function (GO): phosphatidate phosphatase activity
Source: RefSeq, a predicted model, not a curated record